AUGAGUCAACAAUACUACCAACAAGGUCCUCCACCUCCACAACAAGGUUACUACCAACAGGGUCCACCACCUCAACAAGGUUACUACCAGCAACAGCCUGUGUACGUUCAACAAGCACCACCUCAAAAAGAGAGCAGUUGUAUGGACCAAUGUUUGAAGUUGCUAUGUUGUUGUUUCCUAUUGGAAUUGGUCUGUGGUGACUAA
Nakaseomyces glabratus is the source of this 204-nucleotide messenger RNA. RefSeq names its product cysteine-rich palmitoylated domain-containing protein CPP2 (gene CPP2). The record is from RefSeq and is a predicted model, not a curated record. Lineage: Eukaryota; Fungi; Ascomycota; Saccharomycetes; Saccharomycetales; Saccharomycetaceae.